Messenger RNA from Amphibalanus amphitrite, 3758 nucleotides. Its product is annotated as mRNA (2'-O-methyladenosine-N(6)-)-methyltransferase-like. Gene Ontology annotation, molecular function: RNA polymerase II C-terminal domain binding; mRNA (2'-O-methyladenosine-N6-)-methyltransferase activity. The record is from RefSeq and is a predicted model, not a curated record. The coding region runs from base 82 to 2382 and encodes 766 amino acids. The transcript is spliced from 13 exons. NCBI's taxonomy places the organism in Eukaryota, Metazoa, Arthropoda, Thecostraca, Balanomorpha, Balanidae. Gene Ontology annotation, cellular component: nucleus.
UCGGCGUCAGAGGGAAAUGGCGUCCGUUCCGUGUGGGCUGCGUCCGUGCGCUUCGCGUGCUAAAUAAGCAGUUCAGCCACCAUGAACUCAGGCAGGCCACCAGCCACCUGGGAGGCUGGCCAAGCAGGUGCAGUGCCGUCACAGCCUGGAACAAGUGCCGCUCCAUCUCUGCCUCCACUCUCCACACCCAGCGGACCUCCGAUGGCCGUGGCCGGCCCGAGCACCCCAGUUCUAGCUGCUCCCCCGCCCAUCCCGGGCGACACCCAGGAGCUGCCCCCGGAACUGGUGGCGCAGGGCUGGCGGCGGCUGUGGUCCCGCAGGGAGAACAGACACUACUUCUGGAACCACCUCACCAACCAGUCACUGUGGGACCUGCCGCCGCUGCAUGGUGGACGGCAACAGUUUGACCCGGUGUCCGACCCACUGGGCAUCAUGGGUCAGCCGGGUCAUCCGGGUCAGGGCCUGAAGCGGCGCGCCUCGGAGGAGUUCGGCGGACCGGUCACCAAACGCAUCCCCAUCGUCCAUGGUCCAUGGGACCUGGAGAUUCCGACCAACGCAGUCAUCUUCGAGCGUCCGCCCAUCACCACUCCACACCCACACCCGGACAUCGAGAUCAUGCGCGCCCAGCUGACCAACAAGCUGCGGCAGACCUACCAGGAGCUCUGCCACUCCAGAGAGGGUGUGGACGCCCCGGUGGGCUCGUUCAGCCGCUGGCUGAUGGAGCGCAAGGUGAUCGACUCGGGCACCGACCGGCUGCUGCCCUCGCUCUGCUACCCCGAAAUCUCCAUGUCCAUGUACCGAGAGAUCAUGAACGACCUGCCCAUGAAGCUGGUGAAGCCCAAGUUUACCGGCGAGGCGCGCAAGCAGCUCUCGCGCUACUGCGAGGCAGCCAAAAAGAUGAUUGAGUCGAGGACGGCCAGCCCGGAGAGCCGUAAGAUCGUCAAGUGGAACGUGGAGGACACGUUCCAGUGGCUGCGGCGCACAGUCGGAGCCUCGUUCGACGACUUUCAGGAGCGGCUGCAGCACCUGAAGCGGCAGUGCCAGCCGCAGAUCACGGAGGCGGCCAAACAGUCAGUGGAGGCCAUCUGUUUGAAGGUGUACAACCUGUCGGCCGACUACGCCAAAAAGAUACACGAGAAACACUGGGAGCUACUCAAAGAGCACAACAUCACAGAGAUUCACACGUCUCUGACGGUGGAGAACCCGCGCAAGGUGUGGUGUUUCCCGAUCCAGUACGCGCUGCCCUCACCGCGGCUGCCUCAGAUCGAGUACCUGCAGGACAAGGAGACCAUGAUGCUGCGCUACAAGGGAGAGGCGCUCAAAAUCAACACGCUCUACCUGCAGAAACUGGAGCAGCUGUACCGGUACAGCUGCAUCGAGGACCGCAAGCUGGACUCGUUCCUGACGCGCGUCUGGUGCAUGCUGAAGCGCUACAACACGUUCUGGGCGGCGACCGGCGGCGGGGAGACUUCGGCCACACAGGCCACGCAGGCGGCGCUGCCUCUCACCGUCCUCGAGUGUCUACACAAAAACUUCGGGGUGACGUUCGAGCUGUUCGCCUCGCCGCUCAACUGCUACUUCAGACAGUACUGCUCCGCGUUCCCCGACACAGACGGCUACUUCGGGUCACGGGGGAUGGUGCUCGACUUCAAGCCGACGCACGGCUCGUUCGAGGCGAACCCGCCGUUCUGCGAGGAGCUGAUGGAGGCGUGCGUCACCCACUUUGAGCGGCUGCUCUCGCAGACUGCCGAGCCGCUCUCGUUUGUCGUGUUCUUCCCGGAGUGGCGCGACCCGGCGCCGGCGGCGCUCAGUCAGCUGGAGGGCAGCAGGUGGAACCGGCGCCAGAUCGCGCUGCCCGCCUUCGAGCACCACUACCGGCACGGCUUCCAGCACGUGGUCAGCAGCGGGUGCGGUCUGUACGUGCCGGCCGCUGUCGUGCUGGCGGCACCCUCCUACCUGCGGCCGAGCGAUCCUCUAGACCCGCUCCGACCCUCUCCUGCCGACUCACCCGAGAGAGCGGACUCGACCAUGCGCUCGGGCAACGGCACGGUGGUGGUCUGGCUGCAGAACGACGCCGGCCACGCGCGCUGGGCGCCCACCAAGGAGCGAGUGGACGCACUCGCCGACGCGUUCCGACCCAACAAGGAGCGCCAGCGAGACCGGCAGGACCUGCUCUCCCCCGGCCGCAGGGAGAGCGGCAGCGCCGGGGAACACGCGCCCCCGGCGGCGGCGCCGGCGGCCGGCGCGCCGGGCCCGGCCCCGGCGGCCGCGGUCAGCCCGCCCGGCCCCCCGGCGCCGGGCCAGACGCCGUCCGUGCCGCCGGCGGUGUCUGCCGCGCCUCCCUCCACCGGCCAGCCCAGGCCAGACGUGGUGUCCGCCUAGGACCAGCAUCGGUGGAAAGGGAGCUCGUAUGUACAAAGCACACGUGCCAGGCCGCGGCUUUUAUCGUCUGCGUUUUAGUGGAGUGGUUUGGUCUCGCUGUUUUGGGCUGGGGGGUGCGGUGUUCGCGGAAGAGGGUAUAUUUUCACAUGCAGUGUGUCGAAUUAGUGACGUAUUAGCAAGAUGAAGGGUUACGAGUGUGGAUGACGUAUUGCCUGUGUGUCCGAGAUAUACCGUCUAUGAGUGAUUCGAACCGGGCGCUGUCUGUCGCGCUUGGGUUGCGCGAACAUGGCCUUACCUGACACUAGCCUGUUCGCUGUUUCACCGUGUGGUUGUGGGGUCAGCUGUAGGUCCAUACAUGUCUCAUAGUAGCUCGCAGUCAACCACUAAAACAUACCGAUGCGGUGAGCGGUGCGUAGCGCGUCCCAAGUGAACCUGUCGGCGGACGGGGCGGUGUUUUGUGGCCGAGACCGGACCCGAGCUUCCGAAAGGUGUCGGCUGUUUUCUGCAGCGGAGAUCCAGUCCCGGCGAUCAGAGGCCCACCCGUGACCGUGAGGGCCUCUGUCAGUCCAGUUAACCCGACAGUGAACCGUGUGGGGUGCGGUCGACGCCGGUCACUCGGCGCUCCGAGUCUGCCGCGGUACGUGCCGUCAAUCGCUGCUCGCGCCAGCACGCCUCUCGCCCUGUUUUAUAUUUUUACACUGAAGCCUGUUGUGUUUUAUACGUCUGCUCGCAGCGGAAGCGGAAAGAGCGGUAUGUGUUGGCUGCGUGGGAAAUAGUGAGACUAGGGAGGUAGGGGCGUAGGAGCUGGGUCUCGCGUCAGGGAUGGUACUUCGGGCCCGCUCGCGAGCGCGCGAGUUUGUUUUGAUACGGUCUGCUUGGUUGGCACACCGCGAAGCGCCCGUCGUGAUGUUGGAUUUGUCAUUGGAUUGGAGAGUCGUCGGAAUAUGCAUUAUUUCGACCGUGUUCAGCAUUACCGUUGUUUUCCAUUGCGACGCCGAGUGACUGCCUGUGCUUUGUUUCGCAUAUUUUUGUGACAUUCAUUUCAUUUGAAGUUAUUUUAGUGCGCGUUAGAAUAGUUUUAACAUAUCACUAUCGCAGGGUGGCUCCGAGCGCCCGGUUUUGUUUGGCAUUGCGUGGCUCUGUGGUGCCCCGAAGGCUACAGAAGGCUUCUCCUCUCAGUCUGUGCAGCUGGCGCGCACGCCGAUGCAAUUGACGUGCCGUUUCCCCUAUCCACCAGAGUCGUACCGCGGCGUGGGACUCUGACCGGCGGCCGCGCAACACCACCGUCAGGUCACCGCCACCUCCUGUUCACUGUUACACUGUUUCGGCGCAUGACAGAAGAAAUAUAACCUGGGUCUCAUGGCGUGAUAAGGUGA